AUGGCGGACGGCACUUCUCUCCGAGAUGUAACCAUGGGUGACAUUACGGACGACAGUCCCAAGGCCAAAAUUGCCGCGAAGAAUGAGCCCGCCACAGGCGGUCACAGCCUCCGCAAUGAUGUUUCCAGAAUGGAAGCAAUCGCCGCCACCUUACGCCCAAGGCCUUUACCUGUCAUACCUCCUGCAUCCACGGUCGAGACUACGCCUGCAGAAGGGCCAAGACUAGCCGUCUUUGACUACUUUGGUAGUACAAUGGUCGACUUCAUCGUCGGCCCCCAGGGAAGAAAAAUCUCGAUUCAUGCAAACGUUCUACUUGCCAACCCGGAUUGCGCCUGCUUUCGAGAGACGCUCCAGCGUCAAAAGAAUGGCCACGGAGCUAAAAAGCUCCGACUAAUGGACCAUCCUGAUGUCGUCGGUCUCAUGACACAAUUCCUUUACACUGGCAAAGUCCCUUUCAUCCCUCGAAGACUGCUCCAAAAGCACUGCGCCCCAGCCGCACGUCACUCUAUCACAAUGCUGUCGCACACAAUUGUCAAAAAUGACAGCGUUCGUGUGGGAAAUGUGACCCCAGCGGCCGUUUCUCCCGAGAAGUUCCAAACGAUGUCUUGGAGCAUAAGCACAUCUGCCGAGGAGAUAAGACUUCGGGAUUACGGCAACUAUGGGCUGCAGAUGAGUCAGAAAAGCGCAGCAGCGACCGCACCGACAGCCGACAACGCCGAGGGAAGAAGUCAAACAGUCAGAUAUUGGCGCGAAUGUGUUCAGCCUCAUCUCCAGAAUGUGGAGAAAAUCCCGGCUUUCGGCAUGUCGACACUUCGUGUGGAGGCCGAGUUCUACCAAUCGAAGCUUGUCCAACUGAUGCUCUUCGCAGACAGAUACGACAUGGCAUGGCUGUUUCAUGACACGCUCGCAUCGUACUGCAAGGGAGAAGCGCUGUUCCAACGCGACCGCCCUGUGGAGCGACAUGUCGAGCUAGCCUACCGAUGCGAGACGUUCCGUUUGCUCCCAGAGCUCAUGGUGGAAUAUGGACGUUUCUGUGCUGGGAGGCGAGCUAGCGACAUUGACAUCAUGUUUCGCGGAUAUCUUCCGGACUUCGUUGCAGAUGUCAAGCUCAAGACGACAGAAGGGAACCCCAUUCCGCCCAUCAUCGGCCGGUUUUUGAGAAUGCAGAUCUGA
This is a messenger RNA of Colletotrichum gloeosporioides, 1173 nucleotides long. RefSeq lists its product as uncharacterized. The transcript is spliced from 2 exons. Lineage: Eukaryota; Fungi; Ascomycota; Sordariomycetes; Glomerellales; Glomerellaceae. The record is from RefSeq and is a predicted model, not a curated record. The coding region runs from base 1 to 1173 and encodes 390 amino acids.